Messenger RNA from Chionomys nivalis (European snow vole), 7438 nucleotides. It is a transcript of the gene Inpp4a, whose product is annotated as inositol polyphosphate-4-phosphatase type I A. Gene Ontology annotation, cellular component: cytoplasm. The transcript is spliced from 26 exons. NCBI's taxonomy places the organism in Eukaryota, Metazoa, Chordata, Mammalia, Rodentia, Cricetidae. Bases 380 to 3364 code for a protein of 994 amino acids. The record is from RefSeq and is a predicted model, not a curated record. Gene Ontology annotation, molecular function: phosphatidylinositol-3,4-bisphosphate 4-phosphatase activity.
UGUGUUCUGAGUGAAGGCAGUGGCAGGGUUCGGGCUGCGCGGAGACAGGGGGUUCGGGUCUCGGUGGACGCCACCGGCCGGAGCAAGACGUCCAGAACCUAAGUCCUGACCAGUCUUCAGGACCUGGCAGCGACCGGUGGGGCCGAGGCCGGGGCGCGAGGCCCGGAGGACGGAGACUGGGACUGAGCGAGUGCCCGGGUCGGGGCGCGCCAGAUGAUGGAUUUGGAUGCCCUUCUAUGAAGCAAUGCCACGUGGUCCAAAAGCAAACAUGUCUGGGCUUCUGCCAUCUUAGGAAUCCAGGUCCUGGAGACAGCUCUCCCUUGGGGAAUCAGCUGAGGUGUGACCCAGGAACAAGAAGCAUAUCCUCACCAAUGACAUCAUGACAGCAAGAGAGCACAGCCCUCGCCAUGGUGCCAGGGCCCGUGCGAUGCAGCGGGCUUCCACCAUAGACGUGGCAGCUGACAUGGUGGGCCUCUCUCUGGCAGGAAAUAUUCAAGACCCAGACGAGCCCAUUUUAGAAUUCAGCUUAGCUUGCAGUGAGCUGCACACUCCUUCACUAGAUCGAAAACCAAAUAGUUUUGUGGCUGUGAGUGUCACCACCCCUCCGCAGGCAUUCUGGACGAAGCACGCGCAGACGGAGAUCAUUGAGGGAACCAACAACCCUAUCUUUCUCAGCAGCAUUGCCUUCUUCCAAGACUCCCUUAUCAAUCAGAUGACACAAAUCAAGCUGUCUGUGUAUGAUGUCAAAGAUAGAUCUCAGGGAACAAUGUAUUUACUGGGCUCUGGAACAUUCGUUGUCAAAGAUCUGCUCCAGGACAGGCAUCACAGAUUGCAUCUGACACUGAGGUCUGCAGAGAGUGACCGAGUAGGUAACAUAACUGUGAUCGGCUGGCAGAUGGAGGAGAAGUCAGACCAGCGGCCCCCUGUGACCCGGUCUUUGGACACUGUCAAUGGGAGGAUGGUUCUGCCUGUUGAUGAGAGCUUGACUGAGGCACUGGGGAUCCGGUCCAAAUAUGCUUCUUUGCGAAAAGACACCUUGCUGAAAUCAGUAUUCGGUGGUGCCAUCUGCCGCAUGUACCGGUUCCCAACCACUGAUGGCAACCACCUCCGGAUCCUGGAGCAGAUGGCAGAGAGCGUCCUCUCCUUGCACGUGCCUCGGCAGUUUGUGAAGCUGCUGCUGGAGGAAGAUGCAGCCAGAGUAUGUGAGCUGGAAGAGUUGGGGGAGCUGUCCCCUUGCUGGGAGAGCCUCCGGCGGCAAAUUGUCACCCAGUAUCAGACAAUCAUCCUCACCUACCAGGAAAAUCUGACUGACCUCCAUCAGUACAAAGGUCCUUCAUUUAAAGCAAGCAGUUUGAAAGCAGAUAAAAAGUUAGAAUUUGUUCCCACAAACCUGCACAUACAACGGAUGAGAGUUCAAGAUGAUGGAGGCUCAGAUCAGAACUAUGAUGUUGUCACUAUUGGAGCCCCAGCAGCGCAUUGCCAAGGUUUUAAGUCAGGAGGUCUUCGAAAAAAGCUGCACAAGUUUGAAGAGACCAAGAAACACAGUUUUGAGGAGUGUUGUACAUCAUCUAGCUGCCAGUCCAUAAUCUACAUACCACAGGACAUCAUCCGAGCCAAGGAGAUCAUUGCCCAGAUCAACACCCUGAAAACCCAAGUUAGCUACUACGCAGAACGACUCUCAAGGGCGGCCAAGGACAGGUCUGCCACUGGCCUUGAGAGGACGCUCGCCAUCUUGGCAGACAAGACCCGACAGUUGGUCACUGUCUGUGACUGUAAGCUGCUGGCCAACUCCAUCCAUGGCUUGAACGCAGCACGGCCUGACUACAUCGCUUCCAAGGCCUCCCCUACCUCUACUGAGGAGGAACAGGUGAUGCUUCGGAAUGACCAGGACACCCUCAUGGCCAGGUGGGCAGGGAGGAGCAGCCGAUCUUCCCUGCAGGUGGACUGGCAUGAGGAGGAGUGGGAGAAAGUGUGGCUGAAUGUGGACAAGAGCCUGGAGUGCAUCAUCCAGCGGGUGGACAAGCUGCUGCAGAAGGAGCGUCUUCAUGAGGAGGGCUGUGAGGAUGUUUUCCCCUGCUCAGGCACCUGCUCCAGCAAGAAAGGUAACCGGGACAGCCAAGCCUACUGGAUCAGACCGGAGGACCCCUUCUGUGACGCCCCCUCCUCGACAUGCCCCUCCUCCAUGCCCACUGCUGCAUGCCAUCCUCACCCAAACACACAUUGCAGCCCCCCUCCUGAAGAGUCCAGUCCAGGUGAGUGGAGUGAGGCCCUUUAUCCCCUGCUGACCACCCUCACAGACUGUGUGGCCAUGAUGAGCGACAAAGCCAAGAAGGCCAUGGUCUUCCUGCUCAUGCAGGACAGUGCCCCCACCAUUGCCUCAUACCUGAGCCUGCAGUACCGCCGUGACGUCGUCUUCUGCCAAACUCUGACAGCCCUCAUCUGCGGCUUUAUCAUCAAGCUGAGGAACUGCCUGCAUGAUGACGGCUUCCUGCGGCAGCUCUAUACCAUCGGACUGCUGGCCCAGUUUGAAAGCCUCCUGAGCACCUAUGGAGAGGAGUUGGCCAUGUUGGAGGACAUGAGCCUUGGAAUCAUGGACUUGAGGAACGUGACCUUUAAAGUCACCCAGGCCACUUCGAACACAUCAGCUGACAUGCUGCCAGUCAUCACAGGAAACCGUGAUGGCUUUAAUGUGCGAAUCCCCCUGCCAGGACCACUGUUUGACUCCCUGCCCCGAGAGAUCCAGAGUGGCAUGCUGCUGCGGGUGCAGCCAGUCCUCUUCAACGUGGGCAUCAAUGAGCAACAGACACUGGCUGAGAGGUUUGGAGACACAUCCUUACAAGAAGUCAUCAACAUAGAGAGUUUGGUGCGGUUAAAUUCCUACUUUGAGCAGUUCAAGGAGGUUUUGCCAGAGGACUGUCUACCUCGAUCUCGGAGUCAGACCUGCCUGCCAGAGCUGCUGCGGUUUCUAGGACAGAACGUCCAUGCACGCAAGAAUAAGAAUGUGGACAUUCUCUGGCAAGCUGCUGAGGUCUGUCGCCGCCUUAAUGGGGUCCGAUUCACCAGCUGCAAGAGUGCCAAGGACCGCACAGCCAUGUCAGUGACGCUGGAGCAGUGCCUGAUCCUGCAGCAUGAGCAUGGCAUGGCCCCGCAGGUCUUCACGCAAGCCCUGGAGUGCAUGCGCAGCAUUGGAACACGGGAGGUAGUCACCCAGAAGAACUUGAGCGGCCUGGUGCCCAUCCGAGACUUAAGGCUAGACCCCAGCCUCCUUUGCUCUAUUCCUUUAUUAGCUCUGAGCCCCAAUUUACUGAUUGUGUGGCUCUUCCUGAGCAUAGCAUACCUGGUGACCAAAUUACGCUGCAAAUAAAUGUUAUUAUGAAAAUUAAUUAGUCACAUGACAGACAAAAGUGCCCGAAUAUGUCCAGCCACCGUGUACCAAACUGGACAGAAGGAAGGUGUCAAAGCGAGGUCUGCCAAGAAAUAUCUCAUGCCUUACAGUUUGAUGUUCUGUUCUUCUGAACUGUAAAUACCUGCCAAAUUCUUUGAUCGAGAGGACUUGUUCAUUUUGAUUGUGUAGUGUCUUCAGUGCUUGUAACAUGUUCUUCUGGUGCCUGUGACUGCAUUAUUUAGCUGGCCUGGAAUUACUUGUACCAAAUAUCCGACCUUCUGAUGUAUAACUAUUUAUUACCUGUACAUCUUGUAUGCCCUGCUCCAAGAGAAAGGGAUGCUGUCUGAAAAGAGUUUGUAUAUUUGAUACUAUCCCUCAAGUGUAUCGCUAACCUUCCUUGCUUUUUGAAGAAAUCAACAAGAAAAACAUGCUUUAUCGGUUUAUCUAGAUACCCCUGUUUAGUAGGACUGGGCUUCCUACUUUCCUUUCAAAGCGUAGUCCUGGGAUUGCAAUAGCAAACAGUUUGUAGAGUCAUACUUCCUCGCUUCCAGUUAUUCCCACUUGGUGACGGCACAGCUGUGGAUACAGGAGCACAUCCACCAAGUCCAGCACACAGACUUUACAUCUUGCAUGUGACUUCAGGGUUGCUCUUAAUAUACACAGUAGCAAGAGUUACAUACUUUUUCUUGAAAUAAUUUUUUAAUUUAAAAACCGUAUAUUUUAUUCCAGAUGAAGUCUAGAUAUCUUUUUUCUUUUACUAAUACAAUAAGGUUAAUAAUGAACAAAAAAUCAAAGAAAAUGUUUUUUAAAAAAUGAAGCUUAAGUUUUGGCAGUUGUGAGAGAGCUGUGAAAAUGGGAGGUAACUGUGGGUUUGCGUGUGUCGCUCCUAAUUUUAACAUUGGCACUGCCUGUAAAAAGGACGGCUAGCCGCCCUGACUCUCCUACAUGGCAGAGAGUAAUUGUCCUUCAUGGAAUAGCCAAGUACCCUAGGGAGCGUUCCGUUCACCUUGUGUAAGGAAUAGUGACUGUCUUCUUCAUCUUCCGGUUCCUAUCUGGGUGUAUUUCUGCUUUUGAUUGCCAGUUCGAUGAAGGGGAUUGCUUUUCACGAGUGUGGUGGGAAGCCCCGAGUGACUUAGAGAAGCUGGAGUGUCUAGUAUCUUGACAUUGUCAUGCCCACAAACCCACCCACCAUAGCUCUAGCCUCUGUUUUCUCCGUGAGACGUCCUGACCAUCCCUGGAGGACUGUCUCUGCUCUGGCUUCCUCUCAGAGAGUGAGGUAGAGGAGCUUCGGAGCAGUUAGCAGUGAGCACCGCGGGUGUCUUCCCACAUGGGCAGGUCUACUUGGCUCUCCUAGUGUCAACUCGGUGACAGCUCUAUGGCAUCUCCCAGUUUAGCGCUUUAGCCAUUGGCAGCCAACAUUAAUCACCAGACAGACCUGUCCAGUCAGUGACUCUUUGAAAGGAAUGUUUGCUAGCUGCCCUUUCCCUUCAAAGCAUGUGCUUCAAGCCUUUAAGCUCAUUUUGUUUGCUCCAUUUGAGUAGGGGAAAGAGAGUCCAUAGUCUCCUUCCAUCCCCAUCUCACGGCCUCCAUUCCUUGCUCUAGGUUGAUAACCUCCUGCUAACAGGGAGGUGACUCAGGAAUGCACUGAGAUCAUAGACAGAUGAGGGCAUCUCUGGAGGUAGCUGCAGAGAUAGCAUCCUCUGUCCCUAUGGCCCAAGAUGCCCCUCGCUCUUUGCACAGACUCUUCUCAGGACCAUUGUACAGUAAGGGGAAGUAGUGGCUGGUUAGAGAAAUGCCCUCCCCAUACACACACCCAGGCAGGGAGGAGAACUGUUAGAACAUUAUGGCCUGGUAUGGUACCAGCCUUCCUCCUGUCCUAUAUAGCCUUGGCUGUUGGUUGGGUCAGGAAGGGUCCUUGUUUCCCUCUUCCAGGGGUGAGUGGACUGCAGUACACCUGCAGGCACAAGAGGCUGGCUCUGGGAGUCAACCCCACGAGGGAUUUGAGAUUUACAUUUGUUUUUUUCUUCUAUUGGGGAGGUGGGGAGACCAACUUUCAGUAUGCUUAUCCUUUAUACUGGAUUUGAAUGUCUUUAAGGCCUUUUGCUCAUGAAGUCAAGCCAAAUGUGCAUUCAGAAUCCUGUCUACAGCAAGAAAUGAGGAGAAAAGAGUAGGGAGAUAACUCGAGCUAAGCCGCUGUCAGUGUUGGGCAGCAGUGUCUGGGUUCCCUCUGAGUGAUCCUGAGCUGUGGCGUCGAGACUGCUCAGUCUGCAUCCUCUGCAGCAGCCACUUUGGAAGGAGAGAGCCAUUCUCAGGAAUUCUUGCUGAGUGGCCCCUAAGAUCUCUUCCACUUUAUAAUUCAUCUGAGGGCCCCUGUCUAGGCCAUGCCACAGCAGACACGGGGAGUGGCUUUGUGGAAGGACCAUGCCCCUGUUCUAGCACCUCUGUCUGAGGGGUACAGGAGGAAGCAGUGGCAGCCAGCCUAGCUCGUAGAACGUGCACAGGAACCUAUAGCUUCUUAGCUUCUGCUUUAAAUAGAUUUCUAUUUUUAUCUGAUUACUGAAUGUUCAGCAGAUGCUGUCUGUCAUUUGCUCUGGGUGACCCAGGGUUUGGCUCAGGUGACAUAUCCAGCCUAAGGCUUGAGGCACAAGUGACAGUAUCAGUCAACAGCAAGCGGGCGGAUGCUUCAAACCACCUGGGCUUAUCUCUUUUGAAUAAAUAUGACUGUCUCAUCAAAAUCUACUUGACAUGUUCUUAAUAAGGGGACUGUCACUUUCAUUUUGAAAGGCUUGAGCUGCUAUUUUUUAAAUGUAUGUCCUGUGAUCUUCAUAGAAUUUGAAAGACUUUUUUAAAAUCACUAUUUUCUUGGUAACUGCAAGUUUUACAUCUCAGAAGGGGGAUUUUUUUACUGAACUUGACCACUACUUGAUUUUAUUGCUGCUCUUUAAACAUUAUAAAGAUAGCAAGUUUUACCGUGUCGUGGAAAGGAAUUUAUAUUAAGAAUCAUUUUUGGCUGUUAAUUUUACGCCAUUCCAGAGCAUUGCUUAGAGAAUCUCUUGAGGUUCAUUCUGAGGCCUCCCUGACUCUUUAUCCUCUUGCUGGGCACCAUUUGUCUUGCCCCUGGGUUGCAAGGACAUCCCUCCAUCAGUGUGGCUGGGAUUUGAACUAGUAGUGAAUUCUGUAAGGGAAGAGCUCCUGUGGGCUCACAUUGGGCUCAGUAGUGCCUGUACGAGAAGUGGCCGCAAUGAAAGCAGCCCACUUAGAGAAGGUGGUCAGUGACCACCAGGAGAGAAAUGGAGACUUCACAGCCUGGUAGCCGUGCGGACGUGUUCUGCAGCCAGCGCAUGGGCCUGCAUGGGUGGGCACUUUGCACUUGCCCAGCUGCCCCUGGGGGAGGCAGAUGGCAGAGCAGCCUCCUCUGCCAGAUGUUUUUUACUACCACCUGUUGAACUCUGCAAGGAAAAUCGGCAUUUGGGGUUUGAUGUGUCACAGAUUUUGCUACCAUACAAAAGGUACCGUGUUCCAGAAACUAUGGUAAGAGUAAAAUAUCCCCAUUCAUCCAGUUUGCUGUCCAAAAACCUGCGAACCACAAGUUAUGAUAGAACCCCAGAUAACCAAACCCAAGAUACACACAAAAUCAUGUAUUUUAAAAUAAUUGUGUUUGCUUGGACACAACACCGCUUUGGACCUGCCAGCCCACGGCCGCAUCCAGCAUGUACCCAUCUCUGUGCUUUGCCCUGCUUUGUCCAGAACCAUCUGUGUGUACAUCUGUUGUAAAGGAGUCUAGCACCCAUCUGAGUUAAUCUUUUUUUUAAUGCUAUGAAAAUAAUAAGUUCAUUUCAUCUUAGUUUAAGUCUUUUAUUUUUUUUCCUUUUUUACUGCUGUCAUUUCUUGUGCUUGUUUUUUCCCCAGUGAGGGUUGUCGAAGAGAAAAUACAAUGAAGAAUGUUGGAAGUCGCAAAUAUGCAUUUAACUCCCUGCAGCUGAAGGCCUUCCCCAAGCAUUACAGGCCUCCAGAAGGGACUUACGGAAAAGUUGAGACUUGAACACACGGUUU